Molecule: messenger RNA, 1360 nt
Organism: Trichosurus vulpecula (common brushtail)
Lineage: Eukaryota; Metazoa; Chordata; Mammalia; Diprotodontia; Phalangeridae
Gene: PPIB
Product: peptidylprolyl isomerase B
Exons: 5
Coding region: 39-689 (216 amino acids)
Biological process (GO): protein peptidyl-prolyl isomerization; protein folding
Cellular component (GO): intracellular membrane-bounded organelle
Molecular function (GO): peptidyl-prolyl cis-trans isomerase activity
Source: RefSeq, a predicted model, not a curated record
UCGGCGUUCCCCAGGCCGCGGCCGCGCCCGCAGGUUUGAUGCUGCGUCUGACGGAGCGGAACAUGAAGCUGCUGGUGGUGGCCGCUUUCGUCUUGGGUUCGGUGCUCUUCUUGCUCUUGCCGGGAUUCUCCGCGGCCGACGAGAAGAAGAAAGGGCCCAAAGUCACCACCAAGGUAUAUUUUGACCUACGAAUUGGUGAUGAAGAUGUAGGCCGAGUUGUCAUCGGUCUCUUUGGGAAGACAACUCCAAAGACAGUGGAGAAUUUUGUGGCUUUGGCCACAGGAGAGAAAGGAUUUGGCUUCAAGGGAAGCAAAUUUCAUCGUGUGAUCAAGGACUUCAUGAUUCAAGGUGGAGACUUCACCCGGGGUGAUGGCACAGGAGGAAAGAGCAUCUAUGGCGAUCGCUUCCCUGAUGAGAACUUUAAGCUGAAGCACUAUGGGCCAGGCUGGGUGAGCAUGGCCAAUGCUGGCAAGGACACCAACGGCUCCCAGUUCUUCAUCACCACUGUCAAAACACCGUGGCUGGAUGGCAAGCAUGUGGUGUUUGGCAAAGUUCUAGAAGGAAUGGAUGUGGUCCGAAAGGUGGAAAACACCAAGACAGAUGGGCGGGACAAACCGCUGAAGGAUGUGACAAUAGCUGACUGUGGCACAAUUGAAGUGGAGAAGCCUUUUGCCAUUGCGAAGGAGUAGGGUCCCUUGGAGAUCUGCUAUAUAGGCUGUGCAGGAAGCUCUCCCCUCUCUGGGGACUGAAGCCUGGUCUGGUCCCUGUUCCAGCCCUGGGCUCCUAGUACAGCCCGUGGUGCUGACAUCUGACUGAGCUGACCCAGACAGAAUCCAUCCUCACAUUCCACAGCCCCUCAGGCCCGGUUUUGUAAAGAAACACAUGCCAAUAAAGAAGAAAACAUUUUUUAUAGAAAGCGAGUGGGCUGGGUUCAUCCCUUGCCCUUAAUAAGCAUCUAAGCUUAGCCCAGCCUAGACGACCCCUACCCCUACCCCCCCCCCCCCCCCCCCCCCCCGCAAGAAAAUUCCUGAGGGAAGAGCAGGGUUUAUUUCCUAUAGAAUGAGAUGUCUUCCUUUGCCCUCUCUCCCUUUCUCUUGUGCCCUCCCUUGGAUGCCUUUGGAAGCAAACCAGAAUGUGAUUCCUGCUCUGGACCAGUGGCCACUGGGUAAGAGGAUACCUUCUAGUCCUUGCUCUUUCCCUUCCACUGUCUAGCAGCUGUGCUUCCAAGGAGUGGAGUUUCUGCCUCACUGGUCAGCAUCCAACCUCACUCUCACCUCCACCCUCUCAUCCUGUAUAAUGCCCUUGCUUUUUUCUCACUGUGGUUCCUUUCCUCCAAUAUAAACAGCCCAUUCUUUGUUUA